Messenger RNA from Ilyonectria robusta, 1599 nucleotides. RefSeq lists its product as uncharacterized. The transcript has a single exon. Bases 1 to 1599 code for a protein of 532 amino acids. The record is from RefSeq and is a predicted model, not a curated record. Gene Ontology annotation, molecular function: acyltransferase activity, transferring groups other than amino-acyl groups. Lineage: Eukaryota; Fungi; Ascomycota; Sordariomycetes; Hypocreales; Nectriaceae.
AUGGAGCCUCCAGCAAACCUGACGAUACCAUCAGCCUCGUCCAGCUCUUGGGUUCAGCCUGCAGGCCCUUUACACCCUCAUUUAAUCACAUGUUCUACUCUUGACAAUUUGACGGCUCCAGUCUAUCCUUCGCCAUCGAAAUUCUUUCCCUUAAAGCCAGACACUGAUCCCCGACAACUUUACGAAGAUUGCAAACGUGGUCUCGCCCGUUGUAUCUACGAGCACCCGCACCUUUCUGGUAUCAUCAUCAAAGAUGAAACUGGGCGCAACUCGGUCGAAAUCCGCCCGGCACCUUAUGCUGGCACCAACUUUGAGUACCAAGACCACCGAGACGAUGACGAUAUGCCUUCAUAUGAGGAGUUCAGAAAUGCUGGCUGGCCGUUUGGGGACGGCGAGCGAGACGGUCUCAGCAAGCUGCGCCCAAAACACUUUCCGAGCACUCAGGAUGGCGAUCCCGUCAUUGCUCCUCAGUUCAAUGUCAUCAGAGGCGGAAUAGUGUUGACCAUGUCAAUUGCACAUGCCAUUGGAGACCUUGUGCAGUUUAUGGACUUUGUCAGAUCUUGGGCACAAAACACAUUUGCUGUGGCCGAUGCUCGCACAAGAGGCCAACCCGAGCCACCACUACCGCAACAAAUCGCGGCGCAUUUGAUGGACCGCUCGCCGCUUUGUCCGAAUGUGCAGAUUGAGCAAGAUCUCGACAAGUUGGUAGCUCGCGCAGCCAAACUUCCACAUCUGACUUUGCUCGAUCCUCGCAACCCCGACGAAAUUUGCAGAAUCGUGGAUGAAAUCUUCACAAAGGCUCGCUUAACAGACCGUGAUCUAGCAAACGUGCCCGAAGAUGAACUCCGCCAGCAAUUGUGCUCUGUCUGGACUUUCCCGCAGUCAUCUAUCAAAGAGCUACAACGCGUCGUUCAGGGGGCAUCGCCCAGAGACACCAGGUUAUCAGCUGUCGACUGUCUGACCGCGUUCGCAUGGCAGCGUUUCUUCAUAGCCAAAUGGGCCCCAGACAUGCUGGGUCCAGAUCCCGUUCCUGACACGACACGUAUCAUCUUCGCUGGGAGUAUUCGCCGACGUCUGACGCCGCGUCUGCCUCACAACUACAUGCCGGCUUGUGUUGACCUCUUUCCCGUGACUGUGAAGACAAGCAACUUCGCAUCCUCAUCCCCAGAGGCCUUGGCUCUGGCAGCAAUGAUGGUUCGCAAUAGUAACAAUAGUUGGAGCGAGGAGGCAUUCCGCGAGAUGCUUGAGAUUGCUCAGGCGCAUCCCAUGAGCCCAGGCAUAGUACCGAGAGGGCCAAUCGAUGCACUUGUCACCGACCAUACGCGUGCAAGUGCGGCUGUGCUUGAGGAUUGGGGUCCUGGCCUUGGCCGAUGUGAGGGGCUGCGCGAACCAUAUCUCGGUCGAGUCCCCCCUCGUGGUGAACUUACUCUCUUGCCACGUUGGCAUGAUGGCGAAGUAGACAUUCUUAUCGCCGGAGAGGCUGUCGUACUACAACGAUUGAGGGAUGAUAGGUUUAUGAAUGCAAUGGCUUCGUGUCAGUUCGUUAUGGAUGAUUUCGUUAAGAGAGCUGCGAAGGAUCGGCUGAAGUCAAAAUUAUGA